This is a messenger RNA of Linnemannia hyalina, 321 nucleotides long. The record is from the annotation of a GenBank genome assembly. Lineage: Eukaryota; Fungi; Mortierellomycota; Mortierellomycetes; Mortierellales; Mortierellaceae.
AUGGUCACCCGCCACAACAUCCAGCGCCCCAAGUUCAACCUCCAGAAGCUCGGCCGUGUCAGGAAGCAGGCGCUCAAGUCGAACUCGACCUCGUACAAGUCUAUUGUCUCGACCAACAUCCAGCACGUCGCCCGUAUCUCCAAAAAGAAGGCUCAGCAGAAGCAGACGGUCAUGAAGCACGCCAUGGACACUGCUCUCAUCAAGGCUGGAGGCGUCCGGGAGGCUACCAUGAAGGAGGCCCCCGUUCAGAAGGAGGAGCCCGUCGUUGUCAAGGCCAUUCCCUCAGGCCCUGGAACCACCUUGGGUGCCCCCUCUGCUUAA